Molecule: messenger RNA, 2001 nt
Organism: Caenorhabditis briggsae
Lineage: Eukaryota; Metazoa; Nematoda; Chromadorea; Rhabditida; Rhabditidae
Gene: Cbr-nhx-9
Product: Protein CBR-NHX-9
Exons: 10
Coding region: 1-2001 (666 amino acids)
Biological process (GO): proton transmembrane transport; regulation of pH; sodium ion transport
Cellular component (GO): membrane
Molecular function (GO): sodium:proton antiporter activity
Source: RefSeq, a predicted model, not a curated record
AUGUCCUCUCUACUGUUCGUCUUUUUCCUCAUUUGCUAUGCUACCGCUGACAAAAUCGAGGAAUCGAAUUCAGAUGGAUAUCAGUUAUUCACAUGGAAAUGGGACGAUGUUCACCAUGUUUAUGUCAUUACGGUAUGGCUCCUCAUCGCCUCGCUAGCUAAAAUUUUAUUCAACUUAAUGAAACCAAUUUCAAAAUGGCUACCAGAUUCCUCACUUCUUAUCAUUGUCGGUUUGGCACUCGGAUGGGUACUCCAUCAGACAACAUUGAGUGGAGCUACAUUAGACUCUCAUACUUUCUUCCUUUAUCUUCUUCCACCUAUCAUUUUCGACGCGGGUUACUUUAUGCCAAAUAGAGCUUUAUUCGAAAACUUCGACUCAGUUCUUGUGUUCUCAGUGUUUGGUACCAUUUGGAAUACAUUUGCCAUUGGUGGAUCACUUCUUCUUAUGGCUCAAUACGAUCUCUUUACAAUGUCUUUCACUACAUUUGAGAUACUCGUUUUCUCUGCGCUUAUUUCUGCAGUUGAUCCUGUUGCUGUUAUUGCAGUUUUUGAGGAAAUUCAUGUCAAUGAAUUCCUUUUCAUCAAUGUAUUCGGAGAAGCACUAUUUAAUGAUGGUGUUACUGUGGUUUUAUACCAAAUGUUCAAGAGCUUCGCAUUAAUUGGAUCUGAGAAUUUAUCAGUUUUGGAUUAUGCAACUGGGGGAUUAUCAUUCUUUGUUGUUGCUUUGGGUGGAGCUGCAGUUGGAGUCAUUUUUGCAAUUGCAGCAAGUUUGACAACAAAAUACACAUACGAUGUCAGAAUUCUUGCACCUGUGUUCAUCUUUGUGCUACCAUACAUGGCAUAUCUAACUGCUGAGAUGGUUUCACUUUCUUCGAUCAUCGCAAUCGCAAUAUGCGGAAUGCUAAUGAAACAAUAUAUCAAAGGAAACAUUACCCAAGCAGCUGCAAAUUCUGUGAAAUACUUUACCAAAAUGCUUGCUCAAUGCUCCGAAACUGUAAUUUUCAUGUUCCUUGGUCUAUCCACAAUUUCAUCUCAACAUCAUUUCGAUCUAUGGUUCAUCUGUGCCACUCUUUUCUUCUGUUUGAUCUACCGUGCCAUCGGAAUCGUUGUUCAAUGCUACAUUUUGAAUCGCUUCCGUGCCAAAAAAUUCGAAGUUGUUGAUCAAUUCAUUAUGUCUUAUGGUGGCCUUCGUGGAGCCAUUGCAUAUGGUCUUGUGGUUUCCAUUCCCGCAUCAAUAACUGCUAAACCAAUGUUCAUCACAGCCACAAUUGCAGUCAUCUACUUUACAGUAUUCCUUCAAGGAAUCACUAUUAAACCAUUAGUAAACUUGUUGAAAGUGAAGAGAAAGGAGGAGAGAGAUCCAACAAUGGUUGAAAGUGUUUACAACAAGUACUUGGACUAUAUGAUGUCAGGUGUUGAAGAUAUUGCCGGUCAGAAAGGACAUUAUACUUUUAUUGAAAAUUUUGAAAGAUUCAAUGCAAAAGUUAUCAAACCUGUUUUGAUGAGACAUCAAAAAAGAGAAAGCUUUGAUGCUUCUUCAAUUGUUCGUGCUUACGAGAAAAUUACACUUGAAGAUGCGAUCAAGUUGGCAAAAGUUAAGAAUACUAUCCAGAAUAAGAGACUAGAAAGAAUAAAGAGUGAGAACAAGGUAGCACCAAUUCUCCCGGAUAAAAUUUCGAAUCAAACAACGAUGACACCUAAAGAUCUCCAAUUGAAAAAGUUCAUGGAAUCUGGGGAGAACAUCGAUUCCUUGUACACUUUGUUCAGUGAUUUGUUGGAUAGGAAGCUACAUGAAAUGAACACAACGCCAGCUCAAAAGAAGGAAGUUGAGGGUGAAGACGAUAUUCAGGAUGACUACAUGGCUGAAGUGGGAUCACGCUCAAACCUUUCGGCAAUGUUCCGAAGUGCUGAACAACUGCCAUCAGAAGCAGCAUUUCAUCGAGGAAGAAGACAAUCGACCGGAGAUUUGAAUGCAACGAAAAGAGCCGAUUUCGAUGUUUGA